This is a messenger RNA of Sceloporus undulatus (fence lizard), 2905 nucleotides long. It is a transcript of the gene PRRG3, whose product is annotated as proline rich and Gla domain 3. NCBI's taxonomy places the organism in Eukaryota, Metazoa, Chordata, Lepidosauria, Squamata, Phrynosomatidae. The coding region runs from base 1363 to 2100 and encodes 245 amino acids. The record is from RefSeq and is a predicted model, not a curated record. The transcript is spliced from 3 exons. Gene Ontology annotation, molecular function: calcium ion binding. Gene Ontology annotation, cellular component: extracellular region.
CAGCGCCCCCCCCCAGCCUCACAGGCGCUGCGAGGGCGCCACCUGUCGGCCGACGGGGUCCAUCGCCCGAGGUCCCCCCUCUCCCUCUCUCUGCCUGCCUCUGGGCCCAAGGGGCUCUCCAGGUGACCCCCCGCCUCUUCCCCCUGAUCUGGGGCCCCUUUGGGGCGGAGGGGCGUCCGGGGGCCCUCAAGGGCCAGGGGCGAGGGUCCAGGGUCGCUGCCCGCGGUGCUGAAGGCGUCUCUGUCGGGGAGAGCGGCGGGAAGCCGGCUUUGGCUCCUUCGUUGGAGCCUCCUUUUGUUCGAGGGCUUUCGCUCCGCAUCUGGAGCUGCUGCCAGCCGUGUUUUGGGGCUCAGCUGCGGAGACCAGAGGUCUGUGGGACUGGAGACCCCUGCAGCCGCGUGAGGCUUCAUUCAUCCCUCCAAUAAUUAAUCCAGAGCAUUUCUACUCGGCUCUUCGGCCGCAAAGGCUCAUGGGACCGUUCAAAGACCCCCAUAAGGCGCAGACUGUUGGCGGGGGACACAAAGAAGAACGGCCCCGCAGGAGCCUCCUCCCCGACCAGCCCCUUUCCCGGCUGCCGCCCCCCCGAAGCCGCCCCCUCCUUCUCCUCCUCUUCGCUCCCUCUGACCGUCGGGGGACUGAGCCUGGACUACAGUCCCCAGAAGCCUUCGCGUCUCCCCUCCCCCUCCCUGCCUCUGCUCUGACGUAAAGGGGAGGCGGGCCCCGAGAGCGUGAUUGGCCGGACGAGCGCCUCAGCCCCGCCCCUCCGCCGCCCCCCUCGAGGGGCGCCUCCUCCAAGACCCCCGGCGCCGCUGCUGGCUCUGAGCGGCCCCCGACCCACCGACUGGAAAAAAGGGCCAAGAGGGUGAGGAGGGGCCUUGGGAGAAGGGGCGCUCCUCCUCGGCCGGCGGAAGGGUCUCGGGGCGGGGGGCGUCGCCGUCGCUGCUGGAAGGAAGGAAGGAAGGGGCCCCCUCCUUCCCUCCCUUCGGAGAUCCCCCCAAUUCGUGGGUGCGGGGCGCCUGACGUCAGCAGCGGAGCAUCGCCCCCUCCCUCUUCGCUGUUGCCAUGGCAACCUCCUAGGACGGCGGGGUAUUUAUAGAGGCGGAAGCGGGGGGCGGGGGUUUGCUCUGGGGGGUCUCCAUGGGGAGGGAGGGAGUCUUCCCGGGCCGCCGGGGCCCCUCGGGGGCCCCUCUGCCUCCAGCCUCUGCCGCCUCCGAGGGAUCGGGGUCCCAUCCAGCUUCCCUUCCAGCAAGAGGCGAAUCGGGGCCUCUGGGGGUCCCUUCUGGAGACCUCUCCCGCUGACCCCUCCUUCUCUUUCCGACGGAUGAAUGACCCUCGAGUGACCGGUGGGUAAGCAGGACGAACAUGGCAACCUUCCUAGCGGCCCAGAAUGCGCACUCGCUGCUCAAGCGCCUCCCUCGGGCCAAUGCCUUCCUGGAGGAGUUCCGCCAGGGCACCAUCGAGCGUGAAUGUGUGGAGGAGAUCUGCAGCUACGAGGAGGCCAAGGAGGUCUUUGAGAACAAGGAGAAGACGAUGGAGUUCUGGAAAGGCUAUGCCUACUCGGUCAAGGACCCCGGCGAGGGCUCUGGCCGCUCAGACGCCAUGUAUGUGGUGGUACCCUUGCUCGGCGUGGCCCUCCUCAUCGUCAUCGGCCUUUUCAUCAUCUGGCGAUGCCAGCUGCAGAAGGCCACUCGCCACCGGCCCUCCUACACCCAGAGCCACUACCUGGCUGGGCGCACUGGACGUGGCCUGCCCAGGGUGAUGGUCUACCGCGAGGCCUCCCACCACAGCCAGAGUGAUGCCCAUGGGCAGCAGCGGGACCCUGGUACCGGGGCCGGCAGCAGCCGACGAGGGACUGGCGAAAGCCGAUGGGGUCUUGGCCCCACCAGCCAUUCAGACAGUUCCCUGCAGCCCCCCUCCAACCUGCCCGCCUCCAGACUGUCCAGCGCUACCCCUCCCCCUUCCUAUGAGGAGGUGACCAGGCACCCGAGGGCAGGCAGUGGCAGCAGCAGCGCCUGCGAAGAGUCCAGCCCCUCCUACAGUGACCCACCUCCCAAGUAUGAGGAGAUUGUGGCUGCCGCUGCCUCUGCCCCGGUGAAAUGACUGUGUGGGCACUGCCAACUCUCUGUCCCAGUCUUUUGGACUGACCAGCUGAUGCCAUCACAGAGCAGCCUUAUCGUCCCCUCGCCAAAGUCCCAGUGGUGCCUGGACUCCGCAUGCCUCCUUCACUUGCGGGAUCUCAUGGAAAGCAAGGAGAACUGUCCCCUCCGUGCCUCCCGGCCUCCCCCUUGGACCACUGCCCCCUCAGCCGGGAGGUGGGGCUGGAUGCAAUGUUCCUGGCCCUCCAGGAAGGGAAUAGCACUUCUGUUUGUGAGUGGAGGGCUCCUCUGGUCAGCAAGGGAUCUUUCCCACCCUCCCCCUCCUCAUGUGUGGGGCAGAGGAAGGGACUGUGAGUGUCCUGGGAAAGGCCAAGGACCCCAUGCACUUGAGUCACUCAUCUCUCCCUCACCUGGGUGGCAAAGGAAAGAGAGGAGGGCACCCCUCUGCCCCCCCCCACACGUGUCCUCCAUUUCUCCAAAGAUGGGGCCCCCUGCCCCUUCUGGGAAGGGGCCGCAGCCCCACAAUCCUUGGUGGGAGGGGCUGCCACUGUCUCCCAGGUCCGUGGAGCAGUCCUUUGCUGGAAGACCUGCGAAAAGGAGAUGCCCCCAGGAGGAUCCGAUCUGUAACUUGGGCGCCCCACCUUCCCUUCCCAGCACCUCUUUGCACAUGCGCGUGCAUGCCCUCUCACAGACACACAUCCUUCUCAAUGGUGCUAAGGCAUAGCCAGAUAAUACCUGUUGUCUCUUCAUGUGUGCUGCUUUGUUGUAUUUAUACAGUUUGUUUAAACCAAGAGAAAUGUUAAUUUAAA